Molecule: messenger RNA, 3025 nt
Organism: Cylas formicarius (sweet potato weevil)
Lineage: Eukaryota; Metazoa; Arthropoda; Insecta; Coleoptera; Brentidae
Product: suppressor of lurcher protein 1
Exons: 16
Coding region: 447-2333 (628 amino acids)
Cellular component (GO): plasma membrane
Source: RefSeq, a predicted model, not a curated record
GCGAGACGCGAGUCCCCACGUGUGUCCCCCUCCCGGCGAUUACGCUCGCGAACGUCGGACAUCAUCCGGUUUUCCCGGGUUUUAACUGAUAUUUCGAAAGUGUGACGUUGUGAUAGUGUUUUGUUGGUUGCAUACCCGUUGGGGUCGGCUUUUCACCCUGGUGCACCGCGACGUUUCGCCAAUCAUCCUGUUGGCUUCUUCAGAGCUUAACUGCAACUGGUUUACUUUCAACUAUGUGCCUGAUAAUAGGAACAUGAAAAUGAUGAUUCCCAAGCAGACGCAGAGUAGAAUUCAGACCAGCUUCAGUUGAGUUCUCUGAAGAGGUCAAGAGGACGAGUCAGCAAGAAGAUUUGUCAGCGGCAAAACAGCUCAGAAACAACAAGCCAUGACGUCGGGACGUUUAUCUGUAACAUGACCGUCCAUUCAACGGAUAAUGUCGGAGAAUAAUGCGACGAGAUAAUGUAAUGGAGGUGUCGUUGUUUUUGCUGGCGCUGGAGAUAACGUUCAUCGUGGUAGGCGACGCCGUUCAUCCCGGCUGCGGGUGUUUGGUCUUUUCGUCGACGUACGGCAAGGACAGAGGCACUUUCCACAGCCCGGACUAUCCGAAAGCUUAUUCGCCGGGCAUCGACUGCCUGUUGUACAGCUUCGUCGCCGGACCGGAACAGAUCAUCGAGCUGACAUUUGUCGACUUCGACGUCCACAAGGGGCAAUCGGACUGCGCUCGCGGCGACUACGUGAAAAUAUUCAUCCAUUUGGACAGCGCGGACGUCAACGAGUACACGCCCUGGGAAAACCUGAUGUGCGGCCGACUGACGGAUAUUUCUCCGGUUCUGUACUCCUCGGGUCCGGGCCUCGUCCUCGAGUUCCAUUCCGGGCACCGGAAAUCCAACUCGAGCGGUUUCCACGGCUACUUUAGAUUCAUCGACAGGCGUUCGUUCCGUAUCGACGGUUUAAAAUUGACGGGCACGAUGUGCGACUAUCAGUUCGUAAGCUCCGAGCAAUCUCCGACUUACGGAAAGUUCUACUCUCCGAGAUACCCGUCGACUUACCCGAAGAACGUGCGAUGUUCUUACAGGUUUAAUGCGAGGUUUAAGGAGAGGAUACGGGUGGUGUUCGAGGAGAUCUCUCUGCAGAGGGGCGACCUGAGCUGCUUAAACAGGGCGGACCUGAUCCGGAUAUACGACGGCAAGUCGUCGUCCGACCCCUCCAUAGGUCUGUUUUGCAACCAGGGCACCGAACUCGAAGUCCUUUCCACCGGAUCCGACCUCUACGUCGAGUUCGUGGCCAACUCCGAUAGACCGGGUCAAGGAUUUAAGGCCACGUUUCAGUUCCAAAUGGCGGAGGAUCACGGUGCCACCGAUUCCCAGCGGUCGAGUAGGUUGGGCAGUUACUCGUUCGCCACCCAAGUGGAGCCCAAUGUCAGCGAGACAAGGUCUAGCUGUGACCUGGCGAUAAGCAGCGACACCAGCAAGAACGGUACCAUCAGCAGUCCGCUGUACCCGUCGCCGUAUCCGUCGAAGACGACGUGCAGGUACGAGUUUCAAGGACGCGGUAAGGAGAGGGUGCGCAUCGUCUUCCACGAUUUCAACCUGUACCAGUCGCCAGAAGACGUCAAGGAAAAAGAGUGCGACAACCAAGACUCACUGGUCGCUUUCGUCCAUAUCGACGGGCGCAUGGACAAACUCGACAGUUUUUGCGGCGGAUCUCUUCCGAAACCCGUCAUGUCGAACGGACCGCGACUCAAACUGGAGUUCCAGAGCCUAUUCGCCUCCAGGUACUCCAGGGGAUUCAACGCGACGUAUAGCUUCACCGAAAAUUUCGGUAUCAGUAGCGGCACCCAGCUGCCGGAAUACCCAUGUGCCUUCGUAUUGAAUAGUAACGAGACGAAAAGUGGAUAUUUUCACAGUCCGAAUUACCCCGGCUUUUAUCCGCGAGAUACCGAAUGCCAUUACUUCUUCCACGGCAACUUGAAGGAAAAGGUCCACCUUCAUUUCACCUACUUCGAUGUCGAGGGCGUGUUACCGUGCGAGGCGAUUUCAGCGAGCGACUACGUCGAGUUCUCGAAUUUUAUGGCGCGGGACCGAAAAUACGCGCGCCACUGCGGCCAACUGAAAGAGUUCGACGUUGAGUCAGACCGGAAAUUCUUCCGCGUCACUUUCCGGUCAAACGACAGGCUCGAUGGUACCGGAUUCAACGCCACCUACCACUUCAUGGAUGAGGUCGAAGUAUUCACCCAGCAACCGUCCACGGACGCCGCUGUAUGCCGACCGGGGGCAGCGGCGUCCUGUCUGGGGCUCGCGCUGGUCGUCCUCGCAAUAAAACUGUCGACAUAAUCGAGACGGACCGCGAAGAAACCCACCCAAAGCAAUACAUGAGAGAGUCGUGUGCCGCAACUCUCGCGAUUAUUUCGGAUCGGGGCGAGUUGCGUCAGAGUUAUCGAUCCCGCCACCUACGAUCAACAUAUCCUACUUUCUUAAAUCAAUUGAGCAAGCCGAUUAGGUGCAUACGACUCGACGAGAGCAUCAUUCGCCGUUAGUUUGUUGCGUACGCCCCUGGCGGCGCUAUGUGUACACGUUUUGUCCCCCAAAAUGGCACCAGCAACUGUUUUGACAUCAUUUACGUCAUCAAGCGAGAAUUGUCCAGCACUUUUAGCAUGUAAUCAUAAAAAACUGAAAUCUAAUUCGGGAACUAACCAAAUUCACAAUGUCCAAACGUAAACGACGAAACAGCAUUUAUAUUUAAAAAACAUACUUAAGAAGAUCGACUUUGCAGCGCAAGAAAAGUUGGCCUAGGGAUUCCGAAUGUCUUUGGUGUAAAGUCGGCCUUAGCGAAACGUCAUCUCACAACGAUCGGUUUCUGUUAAUACUAUGUUCUAGACAUGUCGUGUUCUUCGUUAUUUAUUUUUUUUAAACAACUAUUUUCAGUUAAACUAGCUGUAAGUGUAUAAAAUUAUGGAUAAUGUAGACUGUGACUAUGAUGGACCCUUUGUAAAUAGUAUUCAUAUAAGAAAUAGUGCACAAUAAAG